Messenger RNA from Cucurbita maxima (winter squash), 1083 nucleotides. RefSeq names its product vesicle transport v-SNARE 13. The transcript has 6 exons. The coding region runs from base 152 to 817 and encodes 221 amino acids. Lineage: Eukaryota; Viridiplantae; Streptophyta; Magnoliopsida; Cucurbitales; Cucurbitaceae. Gene Ontology annotation, biological process: intracellular protein transport; vesicle-mediated transport; vesicle fusion. Gene Ontology annotation, cellular component: Golgi apparatus; ER to Golgi transport vesicle membrane; endoplasmic reticulum membrane. The record is from RefSeq and is a predicted model, not a curated record. Gene Ontology annotation, molecular function: SNAP receptor activity; SNARE binding.
UCGAGGUUCUUUGAUAAUAGUAAAUUCCCAAAGCUUGGUGCCUUGUGGCGGGCGUCCGCAGGUAUUCCUCUUCGCUUGGCCACCGAUUUUCUCGUUCUACGAUUCUCUCCUUUGGGCUUCACCAUCUCUGAUCAAAUUGGGUUUGGGCACGAUGAGUGGGGUAUUUGAAGGGUAUGAACGCCAAUACUGCGAGCUCUCGGCGAACCUUUCAAGAAAGUGCACUUCGGCUAGUGCCCUAAAUGGAGAGCAAAAGAAGCAAAGGGUUUCUGAAGUAAAGUCUGGAAUUGAUGAAGCAGAAGCUCUGAUUCGGAAAAUGGAUCUUGAGGCCAGAAGUUUGCCGCCUAAUGUUAAGGCUGUCCUUCUAGCUAAAUUAAGAGAGUACAAAUCUGACCUCAACAAUUUGAAAAGUGAAGUUAAACGCAUCGAAUCUGGAAACUUAAAUGCAGCCACUAGAGAUGAGUUGCUGGAAUCAGGAAUGGCUGAUACACUUACGGCAUCGGCUGACCAAAGAACGAGAUUAAUGACCACAACAGAGAGGCUAGGUAAGUCAAGUGAUAGAAUCAAGGAAAGUCGAAGAACCAUGCUAGAAACUGAAGAACUUGGAGUUUCAAUUCUCCAAGAUUUGCACUCACAGCGUCAGUCUCUCUUGCAUGCUCACAAUACGCUUCACGGAGUGGAUGACAAUAUUGGCAAGAGUAAGAGAAUAUUAACGAACAUGUCAAGAAGGAUGAACAAGAACAAAUGGAUUGUUACAUCCAUAAUUGUUGUUCUUGUCUUGGCCAUCAUCAUGAUACUGUACUUCAAACUUUCUAAAUAGCAAGGUUAUCCUCCCUCUUCAUUUGGGUUUGUCAGCUUUGAGUGUUGGAACAUGAGUUCAUGUUCUAUGUAUUUUUCUUCGUCUAUUGUGAGUUUGCACGUGAAUUAUGUUAUGGUUAAUUCUUUGUUGCCUGCAUCUUAGUCUUCUGUAAGAUUGGCAAGUGUUCAAAAACAAUAUUAAUGAUGUAAGGUUUGCCCAACGCUUUGUAUACACUGUGUAAUGUCCUAUGGGGUAUCGAAUUUGUUUACUCUCAGAGCUUAAAUUGA